This is a messenger RNA of Vicia villosa (hairy vetch), 891 nucleotides long. RefSeq lists its product as uncharacterized. Gene Ontology annotation, molecular function: double-stranded DNA 3'-5' DNA exonuclease activity; DNA-(apurinic or apyrimidinic site) endonuclease activity; phosphoric diester hydrolase activity. Gene Ontology annotation, biological process: base-excision repair. The record is from RefSeq and is a predicted model, not a curated record. Gene Ontology annotation, cellular component: nucleus. The transcript is spliced from 2 exons. The coding region runs from base 1 to 891 and encodes 296 amino acids. NCBI's taxonomy places the organism in Eukaryota, Viridiplantae, Streptophyta, Magnoliopsida, Fabales, Fabaceae.
AUGAUUGUGCUUUCAUAUAAUUUGAGGGGGUGUGGGAGUUCGGCUAAGAGGAAGUGUCUUCGUGAGCUUAUUCGUACUGUCCAGGUAGAUGUUUUCUUUAUUCAAGAAUCCAAAUUAAGUAAUUUUGAUUUGGUGGAUGUAAAAUCCUUAUGGGGAGAGGGAGAUAUGGAGUGGAGUGCUAAGUGGUCAGUGGGGAGAUCUGGAGGUAUCAUGACUAUGUGGAAAGUUUGGCUUUUUGAAGUGCUUUACAGUUUCAUUGGCGAUGGUUUUUUGGGGUUAUCUAUGAAUUGGCCAGGGAAGAUAGUGUAUGUGGUUAAUGUGUAUGCUUCUUGUUUCCUUGAUAAGAAGAAGGAGAUGUGCAAUAAAUUGAGGGAGUUGAGAAAUAAAUUUCAAGAGGGUGAAUGGUGCAUUGGAGGAGAUUUUAAUGUCGUGUGUGAUAAAGGGAAAAGGAAAGGAAUUGGAGUUCAGAUGGAUGGUGGGGAAAUUCAGGAAUUCAAUGAGUUUAUCUCUUUGAUGGAUCUGCUUGACUUGCCGGUUCUUGGUAAUCGUUUUACAUGGUUCAAUUUGGCUGGGUUAGCUUGCAGUAGGAUUGAGAGAUUUUUGUCGUUUCUGGAGGAAGGAUGGAAAGCUUUAUCCAAUAUUCGUGGCAAACCUGGAUUUGUGCUAAAAGAGAAAUUGUCAAAGUUGAAGGCUAUGAUUAGGAUAUGGAAUAAGGAAGUAUUUGGUGUGUUAGACUUGGAUUUUAAUAAUACAAUUAGCAAUCUCAACAAACUGGACGCUAUGGUGGCUGCUGUUGAAGGAGGUAUAAAUACGGACAUUGGUGAGGCUAGGAGUGUUGCAUCAAAAUCUUUGUGGGAUGCGGUGAAUAAUAGGGAGAGUAUGCUGAAGUAG